Molecule: messenger RNA, 1140 nt
Organism: Caenorhabditis briggsae
Lineage: Eukaryota; Metazoa; Nematoda; Chromadorea; Rhabditida; Rhabditidae
Gene: Cbr-hst-6
Product: Protein CBR-HST-6
Exons: 7
Coding region: 1-1140 (379 amino acids)
Cellular component (GO): membrane
Molecular function (GO): heparan sulfate 6-sulfotransferase activity
Source: RefSeq, a predicted model, not a curated record
AUGAAAUUGAUGGGAAUGUGCUCAAUGCGAGGAUGGAAAGGUGUUCAAUGCAGGAAAUUGUUUGUUUUUGCUACAAUCCUCUUUGCCGCAUCAAUUGUUUAUUUUUAUAUAAGUGAGAAGCGAGAAAUCGUGGAGUUCACUGAAGGUCCUGUUACAGAUUUUUCAAUGAAAACGACGACGGAAGUUGUAAACGAUAAUAUGCUAGAAGAAGGUUACUAUGCAUACGAGAGAGCAGCACAAGAAUCAGGUGGAGUGCGAGUAAUAAGAUUCAACAAAACUGCCAACGAUGUCAUUGUAUUUGUGCAUAUUCAAAAAACAGCGGGCACGACAUUCGAGAAGUUUCUAGUACGCUACCAACAGAAUCUACCAUGCAAGUGUCAGGCGCACAAAAAAAGAUGCAAUUGUGGGCGUAAUGCGUCAAAUGAGACGUGGCUGUUCUCUCGCUAUUCAACUGGAUGGGUAUGCGGGCUUCACGCUGAUUUCACUGAACUUGUCGUCAACAGUUGUGUACAGCGAGUUUUGGAUAAGCAAGCAGGUCAUAAAAAGAAAAGAAACUACUUCUACACUACAUUUCUGCGCAACCCAACUGAUCGAUUCAUCUCGGAAUUUCGGCAUGUUCAAAGAGGCGCUACAUGGAUAUCUUCCAAACACGUUUGCAACGGACGACCAGCGUCAGUUAACGAUCUGCCGACAUGCUUCGACCCGCGCAUUGGCUGGGAAGGCGUUUCAGUGGAAGAGUUCAUCUCAUGCCCUUACAACUUGGCCUUUAACAGACAAACCAGAAUGUUGUCAAAUUUAUCACUUGUUGGAUGCUAUGAACAUCUACGUAGGCCGUCUUAUGAACAAGACAAAAUAAUGAUGGAAAGUGCGAAAGAAAAUCUGAGAAAUAUGGCAUUCUUCGGUAUCAAAGAACGGAUGGAUGACAGUCAGUACUUUUUCGAAGCCACGUUUGAUAUGAAAUUCUCUCGAAAAAUGUCAGUAUGGGGAAAAAGCAAGUCCAACGACACAGUGCUAACCGCAUCUCAACUUGCCUACAUUCGAAACGUGAACAAGUUAGACUGGGAACUCUACGAAUAUGCUCUUCAACUUUUCAAUGAGCGUCUCAGUCAGCUUCACAGGAAGAAACGACGUCUUCGUUGA